AUGGGGGCAAGCCAACAGCGAGCGUCAAGGCCUGUCCUCUUGAGUCUUGCGAAAGCCCGUCUGCCCGACCUGUGCAGGUUGCGCCUCUCAGGUUUCCUCUCGUGCAAUAUAAUGGUGUCAAGGCCUGUAGUGCUUGUCUUCCUGUUGGUGAUACUCAUAGUCACGUCCCAGUUUGAAUGGAAGCAACAGCUUGUAAAUGAGUUGGAAUCUAAAGCUCACAACCAGAAACAUGUUUCAAGUAGAGAAGAGCUUGUCAAGGAUCAGAUAAUCUUCACUCAAGAAAAGAUGAUUCAGAAAUUGAAUAAUUUUAUCCAGAAUCUCCAGCAACAGUUGCUGCAGUGUCGUGGCAACAAUAGGACAGUCAAUCCUUCUGGAACUUCUUUGACAUCCUAUAUUAGUGAGAUCCAGAGGCCGCGGAUGAUGGAUGACUGA
Messenger RNA from Miscanthus lutarioriparius, 432 nucleotides. The record is from the annotation of a GenBank genome assembly. Lineage: Eukaryota; Viridiplantae; Streptophyta; Magnoliopsida; Poales; Poaceae.